Alternaria ventricosa is the source of this 1248-nucleotide messenger RNA. RefSeq lists its product as uncharacterized. The transcript has a single exon. The coding region runs from base 1 to 1248 and encodes 415 amino acids. NCBI's taxonomy places the organism in Eukaryota, Fungi, Ascomycota, Dothideomycetes, Pleosporales, Pleosporaceae. Gene Ontology annotation, cellular component: nucleus. The record is from RefSeq and is a predicted model, not a curated record.
AUGAAUCUACUCGCCGGCUAUUCCGAUUCAGAAUCCGAUGGCGAAGCGCCGUCCGCGCCGAAAAUAGUGGCGAAACCCACUGCCAAACCCGCCUUCCAAAAAGUCGUCGAUCGCUCCAACCCAGGACGGAUCAAGGUCAACCUCCCAGGCGCGUCGCAGUCGCGAUCGGAGAAAGACGAUAUCCAAGAUGAUGCGCCACCGUCGAAGAAGCCGCGCCUGGGCGGGGGCUCGUCAUUUGGUGGCUUCAACGCAAUGCUACCCGCGCCAAAGAAACCAAAUGUAAACGCCAUCACAGCAUCCGAGGGUUCAAAGACGGGAAGCAGAGGACUGGGGAAAGGACUCGCAUCUGGAAUAAAUCUAAAGACUGGCGCGGAGCCCGCGUUCAAGAGGGAGUCAAAAGUGGAGGCUGAGGAGUAUGACGAGACUGGCAACCCGAUAAAGAAGGAACCUAUGAAGAGGGAAGACUUUCGCGCAAUGCUCAACUUGCCAACACCCAAAUCCGAGACAAAGACAGAAAACAAGCCUCAGAUAACGGAACCUGAGCCACAGCAGGUAUCUAAGCCAGCGACGCCACGCUUUGUACCUAUGUCUGUCGGCAAAGGAAAGAAAAAGAAACCCACAGCACCUCGACCAGCAGCCGCAACGAGCGAGACGAUCACCGCGACGAACACAAGAACAUCUACGCCGCAAUCGCAACAACCACCUCCUGAAACCAAGCCGCGCAAACCCAAGGUCUCUCUCUUCAGCGUCUCCAAUGAAGCAGAAAGCAUGCCUAAAGAGACGUCAGAUGUGAACUAUCAGCCACUACUCUACGGUGUGGAAGAAGGAGGGGAAGUCGCCCCGACAGAGGGCGUCUAUGACAUGCCCCCGGCAAAUCAGUAUACACAGUACCCUCCUCCCUCAACCGGUGGACAGGAUCCGAAUAACCUUACCAAUAUUGCUUCCGAGUUAAACCUGUCAGAAGCAGAGCGCCGACAACUUUUCGGCAAGAAAGGACGCGGUGGUCCAGACUUCUCUGGUGCCAAAAUCCAGGAUUUCAACACAGAUAUGGAGUACGCGCAUAAUGAGAAGCUGCGACAACAGGGCGAAUCAGUACAGCAUAAUCCGCUCAAAUCUAUAUCUGGAACUGGAAAGAACAGUCUUCGCAGCCUGGUCAACGUCGCGACGACUCAGAAAGAUGCACUGGAGGACCAUUUUGCUGCCGGUGCUCGCAACAAGAGAGAAGCAGGCAAUCGAUACGGCUGGUAA